UGUAGCUUUGCAGAAGUGUCUGCAGGAACCUCGGGAAUGGGGUUGUGGUUGAGAAAUGAAGCGGGGUCAAAAACAGCAGAUACAGGCUACUGAGGAAAAGCCAAACUAAGACUGUGUUUUGGACAAACCAAGACAAAGACAGUGAGAAGAAGAGGGAAGUUGUGAGGAUAAUCCUAGGACGAGAGAGGAAUUCCCCUAAGCAUACAGAGACGACACUGCUUAGGAGCUCAGGGCGCAUUUUUUAACUAAAUAAGGGAUGAAACAAAAAACUUUAAAAGGAUGAAUAAUGCAGUAGCGUGGAGCAGUUCGGAAUGAAAGGCAUGAAAUGAGCACACUUUGAUACUCCCAGGCCGCUGUGAGAGGGAGAUAUGAGCAAGUCUGAAGUCACAGAGACAACGCCCUUCACCCUGGAGACGGAUGACAGGAGCGAUGAGGAGAGGUCCGAGGGCAAAAGUGUUAAAAAGGACCGGGUGGCGAUGGCCCUGGGGGGCUCUGACAAGGGCCCAGCCCCCAUGGACUCUGACUACCAGGAGGAGCUGGGAGAAGCCAAGCCAAAAAUCAAAUUCAAUUUGAACUUUGACAAGAAACUACGAGGUGCUGAGGGGAGCGAGGAUCAGAAUGAAACCAGGAAAUUUGAUGUUAAGAAGCUGUUUGAUGCGGUGUCAAGCAGGGACGUGGCCCAGCUUCAGGGACUGCACCACUACCUGCACCGGACCAUGAAGCACCUCACCAAUUCAGAAUAUCAACCCAAUGGUAAAAAUGCACUCCUGAAAGCUCUCCUCAACCUAAGAGAUGGUAGGAAUGAUACCAUAGAAUUUCUUCUUGACAUUGCGGAGAAAAUGGGAGAUUUACAGAAGUUUGUGAAUGCAUCCUAUACAGACAGUUAUUAUAAAGGACAGACAGCCCUCCAUGUUGCGAUUGAAAGGCGGAGCUCAUACUACGUGCAGCUGCUGGUCAAAAAAGGAGCUGAUGUCCAUGCCAAAGCCUGUGGAAAAUUCUUCCAGAUUCAUAAUGGAACAUACUUUUAUUUUGGCGAGCUGCCGCUGUCAUUGGCGGCCUGCACCAAUCAGCUGGACAUCGUGGAGUUCCUCAUGAACAACCCCUAUCAGAGCGUGCGCAUCACUGAGACGGACUCCCAGGGCAACAUGGUGCUGCACGCGCUGGUCAUGGUCGCUGACAACACCCCUGAGAACACUGACUUCGUCACCAAGAUGUACGACGAGAUCCUCACCAGGUCGGCCAGGCUCCACCCCAAGACUAAGCUGGAGUACAUUGAGAACAAAGAGGGUCUGACCCCCAUAAAGCUGGCGGCCAAGACCGGCAAAAUCGGGCUGUUUAAACACAUGAUGCAGAGAGAGUUCAAGGAUAAAGACAUCAAACACCUGUCCCGCAAAUUCACCGAGUGGGUCUAUGGGCCUGUGCACUGCUCCCUGUAUGACCUGGCCUCACUCGACUCCUAUGAGACAAACUCAGUGCUGGAGAUCAUCAUCUAUGGCAGCGAAAUUCCAAAUCGUCAUGAGAUGCUCCAGACGGAGCCUCUCAACAGACUGCUAGAGGAUAAGUGGCAAAGGUUUGCCAGGUGGAUAUUCUUCUUCAAUUUCAUCAUUUAUGUCAUGUACGUGACUGUCUUCACCUUUACCGCUUACUACAGGAAGGAGGGAAAGCCACCAUUUCCUAUUGAGCAUUCCACAGAGGGCUACCUGCGGCUCUCGGGCCAGCUAACCUGUGUGUUGGCAUCGAUCUAUUUCUUCUGCAAAGCGAUACUGGACUUCAAGAGGAAGCCUCCGAAACUGCAGACGUUGCUGAUAGAUGGCUACUGUGAAAUUCUCUUCUUCCUGCAGGCAGUGUUCUACAUCUUUUCCUCGAUAUUGUACACCUUUGGUAAAGAGGAGUACGUGGGCUUGCUGGUUCUUUGUCUUGCCCUCAGCUGGAUAAACAUCCUCUACUUCUCUAGAGGGUCCAGACUGAUGGGAAUCUACAGUGUGAUGAUACAGAAGAUGCUCCUCAGCGACAUCGUACGGUUUCUUUUCGUCUACAUUGUCUUCCUCUUUGGAUUUUCUGCAGCUGUGGUGACACUGAUACAGGAGAAGACUAAUGCGACCAAUGUCAAACCGGUCCAAAAACCAAAUAAUCCAACGAGUAGGGCCCUGUUUGCGCCCGUGGAUGACUCUGAGGGGUGCAAGAAGCCCACCUACAACAACUUCUCAUACACCACGCUGGAGCUCUUCAAGUUCACCAUCGGGAUGGGUGACCUGGAGUUCACCGAGGACUACCAGUUCAAGGGGGUCUUCUACGUGCUGCUCAUCACCUACAUCGUGCUCACCUACAUCCUCCUGCUGAACAUGCUCAUUGCACUCAUGAGCAAGACGGUGGAGAAGAUCUCCCGGGAGAGCAAGAACAUCUGGAAGCUGCAGAAAGCCAUUACCAUCCUGGACCUGGAGAAGAGCCUGCCGAACUGUCUGAGGGAGAGGCUACGCUCAGGAGUCCAGAAGGACCUGAGCAAAACGGCCGGAGAGGACCGGCGCUGGUGCUUCAGGGUGGAGGAGGUCAACUGGAACAAAUGGAACACUGACCUGGGCAUCAUCAACGAGGACCCUGGGAACUGUGAUGGCACCAGAACACCUGGUCCAAUGAGAGGUCCAAGCUGGCGUCAGACUCUGAGAGCCUUCAGCAGGAGGCAGCCACGUCGACAAGUGGCCCACGAGAUGGACCCGUUUCCUCUUUAACAUGGCACUGCCUCACAACACAGGUACCUCUGAGGCACCCACAACCUUAUUUCAUUUCCCAAAAAUCACUGUCUCUGAAAACACCUUAUUGUGGCACGUGCAUUACAGAACCACUGAGUACUUUGAUCCAAGUCUGCAAGAACUUUUUACACUGGCUGGACCAGAUAACGACUGCCUGAAAAAUAAUUUCUGCCAUCUUUGUAUAUAAAUAUGUGUUGCUUACUCUGUGUGCAUGCCAUUCAAUCAACAAAUGUAGUGAGUCUGUUUGUUUGUAUGAAAUUGUAUGGUUAAAAUGUUAUGGUUAAAUGAUGCCAAAAAAUGCCGAAUGAACCCCUCUCUUAGAUGUGAGUUAUAUUUAUGAAAUUGUGAUGUGUGACAUAUUACGCGAUUAAG
Megalops cyprinoides (Indo-Pacific tarpon) is the source of this 3119-nucleotide messenger RNA. RefSeq names its product transient receptor potential cation channel, subfamily V, member 1 (gene trpv1). Bases 369 to 2726 code for a protein of 785 amino acids. The transcript has 18 exons. The record is from RefSeq and is a predicted model, not a curated record. Gene Ontology annotation, cellular component: membrane. Gene Ontology annotation, molecular function: calcium channel activity; protein binding. Lineage: Eukaryota; Metazoa; Chordata; Actinopteri; Elopiformes; Megalopidae. Gene Ontology annotation, biological process: calcium ion import across plasma membrane.